Molecule: messenger RNA, 2082 nt
Organism: Leptonychotes weddellii (Weddell seal)
Lineage: Eukaryota; Metazoa; Chordata; Mammalia; Carnivora; Phocidae
Source: RefSeq, a predicted model, not a curated record
UAAUCAAGAAUAUUGUCCCAAACUAAACCUUUUUCCCUUCUCGGGGCCUGGAACAUUCCCUGUCUCUUCCCCACCACUCAGUGCUUCAUUUCCGGAAUUUCAAAUAGAGAUGGUAGAGUCUCUCAUCAUUGCCUUUGGGAAACCCAGAGGCCAGAAGCGCUGGCCAAGGUCAAGACCCACAGGAAGGAGGGGACACAGCUCCCCAUGGCGUGUCCUGGAGGCUGGUGCCCCACCAGUUCUGAGGGGCUCUAAAAACCAACUCGGAAGUAAGUUACCCCUCUUCUUAGCUCCCCAAAAGCCCUCAGUCAUCAAAAGUGGCUCAUGUAGGAGGCUGGAGUCACUUUGCUCUAUCCGUGCUGGUGUGGUCUGGAUUGCAUCCUGUGACAUCAGACGAGACCAGCCCAAAGCCAGAGGCUUCCCUCCAGUUUCCCAAAUGCCUCCCUUUCCGGCUGGUGGGGAGGUAACGCUGGCCCCUUGGGGGCCGCGCACCAUGGCUGUGAGCACAGCGGCGGAAGGUGGCGGCGCCUGGCCGGGUGGUGGCAGAACUCAGGCGCCCGUGAGAAGGAGGAAUGAGUCUGGCUGGGCUUCCCCGGGGCCGAGGUGGACCAGGGCUUUGAUUUGCAUUUCCUCCCAGAGUGUCCUUAUAUACUGCGGCUCAGGCUCUGUGACUAAUCACAACAUUUAAUGGUCUUCAACUGCUCACUAAGGGCCCAAUUCAAUUUAAAAAUGUCCUGCAGAAGCCAUGAAUAAUCCUCUCGUCUUUGCUGUUCGUCUUAUGGAGGCUUCCAUCAAGUGGAGGCCGAAUGGGUUUUUUUUCUUUUUCAAUUUUUUUUAUUUUUAUCGAUGUGGGCCUCGGACCCCUGCCGACGUGAGCGCUGGCCUUCCCUAGCUUCCAUCCGCUUCUCGGGGGUGCCGCGGGAGACCCCGCUGGGCUCUUACCCUCACCCUGGGACUGAUUUCUGCUUCUUUGCCAGUUUGACCGACUGUGGAGCGAGAUGCCAGUCAAUGCCAAGGGCAGGCUGAAGUACCUGGACUUCCUUAGCAUGUUCAGCUCCGAGAGAGCAGCAACACCGCCGACCGCUGGCAGUUCGGUCAAGGCCCAAAGAGGCAGCAGUGUUCCCGAAGUCCUGGACGGAAGCAGGUCUGCAGCAUCAUCACCCACUCACGACCUGAAGGCAGGGUUGAAACCUCCGAGCCACCCCUGUACCCCCGCUAGUGCCGGCUCGGCCCUGGGCCCCCUGCCCUUGCAGAACUGCGAGCCCAUAGAGAGCAAGCUCCGGAAGAAAAUCCAGGGCUGCUGGCGAGAGCUCCUGAAAGAAUGCAAAGAGAAGGAUGUGAACAAGCAGGGCGAGGUCACCACGGCUGAAUUCCUGGCUCUUGUGGAGAAGUUCAGUCUGGACAUAAGCAAAGAGGAAUGUCAGCAGCUUGUCGUGAAGUACGAUUUAAAGAACAACGGGAGGUUUGCUUACUGUGACUUCAUUCAGAGCUGUGUCCUCCUGCUGAAAGCGAAGGAAACCUCCCUGAUGCAGAGAAUGAAAAUUCAGAAUGUGCAUAAAAUGAAAGAAUCUGGUGCUGAGACUUCUUCCUUUUAUUCAGCUUUACUGCGUAUUCAGCCCAAAAUUGUGCACUGCUGGAGGCCGAUGCGGCGUACCUUCAAAGCCUACGAUGAGGGCGGGACGGGGCUUUUAAGCGUGGCUGAUUUCAGGAAGGUCCUGAGACAGUACAGCAUCAACCUCUCGGAGGAGGAGUUCUUCCACAUCCUGGAGUAUUAUGACAAGACGCUGUCUUCCAAAAUCUCCUACAACGACUUCCUUCGGGCCUUCCUGCAGUAGGUGACGGCCGUGGUGCAUCCGGCGCGGACCGACGGGGACCACAGGGCCUGUCCCUAAGACGAACGAAAUCACAGAACCGGGGUGGGGGGUGGGGGAGGGUCACAGCCGGCCCUGUGUCUUUCCCGGCGGUGAAGGCUCAGAGUUGCCCCACAGCUCCGACAACAGGUGCCUCUGCUGGCGGCUUCGGGGACCCUGAGCCACCAGACCCUUCACUCAGCUGGAGCAAAUAAAACUGUACGCCUUUGCAGGA